Molecule: messenger RNA, 363 nt
Organism: Mesorhabditis belari
Lineage: Eukaryota; Metazoa; Nematoda; Chromadorea; Rhabditida; Rhabditidae
Source: the annotation of a GenBank genome assembly
AUGGGCAGUGCUCUUUACACAUCAAAAGGGACGGCUGAGGUUUGCCAUGGAACAAUGGAGGCUUGUAAAUCAAUGUGCCCAACUGAUUGCAUUUUUGUGAGUUCAUGCAAUGGAAAAGAGAAUCAAUAUGCUUGUGUGGUUUUUGACUCAAGAAUGUUGAUGUGGUUGAUCUUCAUCUGUUUUCUGAUCACAGUUUGCUGUUGUGCCAGCUUGGUGGCUUGUUAUUUCUGUAAAGCCAUUCGACAUUCAUCUCGGCACGCUAGACGAACAGAGAACGAUAUCGUUUUCACGAAUCCCGGUCGUGUCCACCAUGUGCAAUACUCGGCUCCCACUCGCUACUCUCAUGGGCCAUCUCACAAAUAU